AUGGGUGCACGUCUCGUCGUAGCACUGCUGCUGUGCCUCUCGGCCGGUGGGGCAUUGGUAGUGCGAGGAGAGGACCCUUACCUCUUCUUCACCUGGAACAUCACAUACGGCACCAUCGCUCCAUUGGGUGUUCCGCAACAGGCCAUUCUCAUCAAUGGUCAAUUCCCCGGUCCCAACAUCAACUCCACCGGCAACAACAACGUUGUGGUUAAUGUGUUCAAUAACCUGGACGAGCCUUUCCUCCUCACAUGGAACGGCGUCCAACAAAGGAAAAACUCCUGGCAAGAGGGUCUGCCCGGAACCAACUGCCCCAUCCCCCCAGGGAAGAACCAGACAUACCACUUCCAAGUGAAGGACCAGGUCGGGAGCUACUAUUACUUCCCUAGCACCGCCCUCCACAAAGUGGUCGGUGGCUUCGGCGGUCUCCGGGUCAAUAGCCGUCUGCUCAUCCCCGUCCCAUUCGCAGCCCCGGAGGACGAUUACACCGUCCUCAUUGGCGACUGGUACACCAAGAGCCACUCCGCCCUCAGGAAGCUGUUGGACAGCGGUCGCUCCAUUGCGAGGCCCGACGGCGUCCUCAUCAAUGGCAAAUCCGGGAAGCUGCCCCAGGAGAAGAUGGAGCCUAUGUUCACCAUGAAGCCCGGGAAGACGUACAGGUACAGGGUUUGCAACGUGGGGCUCAAGACCUCCCUCAACUUCAGGAUCCAAGGCCACACCAUGAAGCUGGUGGAGAUGGAAGGCUCCCACACCAUCCAGAACUCCUACGACUCCAUCGACGUCCACGUCGGUCAGUGCUUCUCCGUCCUGGUCACCGCUGACAAGGACCCCAAGGACUACUACAUGGUGGCUUCCUCCAGAUUCACCAAGCAGGUCCACACCGCCACCGCCAUCCUCCGCUACACCAACGGCAAAGGCCCCGCCUCUCCUGAGCUCCCCCCAGCGCCAGUUGGAUGGGCCUGGUCCCUCAACCAGUUCCGCUCCUUCCACUGGAAUCUCUCCGCCAGUGCUGCCCGACCUAACCCCCAGGGAUCCUACCACUACGGUGCCAUCAACAUUUCCCGCACCAUCAAGCUCGUCAAUUCCGCUAGCACCGUCGGUGGAAAGCUCCGCUAUGCCAUCAAUGGCGUCUCCCAUACCGACAAAGAGACACCCCUGAAGCUGGCCGAGUACUACGGAGUUGCGGACAAGGUGUUCAAGUACAACCUCAUCGGGGAUGAACCGCCGGCAAAGGGUGCGGAUAAGAUCACCGUGGCGCCCAAUGUCCUCAACGUCACUUUCCGCACAUUUGUGGAGAUCAUUUUUGAGAACCAUGAGAAGAACGUUCAGACGUGGCAUUUGGACGGCUACUCUUUCUUCCCUGUUGCCAUCCAAUCAGGGAGGUGGACCCCAGAUUGUAGAAAGAACUACAACCUUCUUGAUGCAGUGAGCAGGAAUACAGUUCAAGUGUACCCAAAAUCUUGGGCAGCCAUCUUCUUGACAUUCGACAACGCUGGAAUGUGGAACCUGAGGUCGACACAAUGGGAAAGGAAUUACUUGGGGCAGCAGCUCUACAUCAGCGUUCAAUCCCCUGCACGCUCCCUCAGGGAUGAAUACAAUGCCCCCGACAACGUCCAGCUCUGCGGAAUCGUCAAGAACUUGCCCAAGCCUCCACCGUACACCCCCUAA
Malania oleifera is the source of this 1665-nucleotide messenger RNA. Its product is annotated as L-ascorbate oxidase homolog. The coding region runs from base 1 to 1665 and encodes 554 amino acids. The transcript has 3 exons. NCBI's taxonomy places the organism in Eukaryota, Viridiplantae, Streptophyta, Magnoliopsida, Santalales, Ximeniaceae. The record is from RefSeq and is a predicted model, not a curated record. Gene Ontology annotation, molecular function: oxidoreductase activity; copper ion binding.